UCAAUAGGGAAACAUAUCAUGCUGGAUAUUUAUACUGAUAUGGACUGGGCAAUGUGUUAGGAAUGUGUGGAUGCCCCAUCAUUUGCUGGAAAUGUAAAUUUUCAACCUACAGAGGACCGAAUUUAAAGACACCCCAAAAAAAUCAAAGUGAAAUGAUGCAGCAGGCUAGUCCAUUUUGCCGAAAUAUCAUUGCAGCAACUCAGAAUGGCACUCAGUAGUUUGUAUGGCCUCCACGUGCUUGUAUGCAUGCUUGACAAUGUCGGGGCAUGCUCCUAAUGAGACAACGGAUGAUGUGCUGGGGUAUUUCCUCUCAGAUCUGGACCAGGGCAU
Staurois parvus is the source of this 330-nucleotide messenger RNA. Lineage: Eukaryota; Metazoa; Chordata; Amphibia; Anura; Ranidae. The record is from the annotation of a GenBank genome assembly.